This is a messenger RNA of Andrographis paniculata, 896 nucleotides long. RefSeq lists its product as uncharacterized. Bases 1 to 702 code for a protein of 233 amino acids. The record is from RefSeq and is a predicted model, not a curated record. The transcript is spliced from 2 exons. NCBI's taxonomy places the organism in Eukaryota, Viridiplantae, Streptophyta, Magnoliopsida, Lamiales, Acanthaceae.
AUGGACUCAGAUUCUGCCGUCGCGGCGGAGCCGCCGCGGCUGUUCCCCGCCGGCGUAACUGAUUGGGAUAGGCUCCGCCGUCUUCCUCCAAAUUCCGGCCACAUUCCACCUCCGGGACAUCCACGGCCAAUGGUGUCUAUAAAAGACGCUGUCGAAAAGAAACCCCCAAUCGUUUUUCCUCCCGUCAACCACGAAAAUCUCCUCGUCUCCACAGAUCCGUCGCCAGUUUCGAACCUAAUCCCACGUAUUCACACCGAUAAUCAUCGAAUUCGUUUCACGGACUCGGAUUCGGAUUCCGAGACAACGAAUUCACUGUCGACGGCGUUUUCGCCGUCGGAUUCCAGUCCGGCGCCGCGCUCCCCUCUCUCCUUCGCUCCGCCGGAGUCCGAACAGGCUCGCCGGAUCGGUUCGUGGACGGAGUUGUUGCAUUCCACGCUGAGCGUCCUCGCGCGGUACUUAUACAGCGGCCUGACUUCCUCGCGCGGAGUGUUGGUCACUUUCCGCUCCGCCGCCUUCACGGCGGUUCUGUUGGCGUUCAUGUACUUCCAGCGGCGGCGGAGGUUGAGGACCGCGGAACGGAGCAGAAUUCAGCUCAUUAACAUCAUGCGCGACGGAGAUGAGAAAAUGAAUCAAGUCUUGGAACAAAUAUCGCAGAUGAAUCAGAUGUUGCGGAAGCUUCAUAGUUCUCAGCAGCAGCCAUAGUUAGCCUCCAACUGCAGGUACAGUACAGAUUAGCCAUAACAUAUAUUGAUGUUCAUAGUACAAAUUAAGGUCACCAUACCUCAAUAUUUUUAGGAAGAUUGAUGGUGUCAAAAACACUAGUUGUAUUAAGAAUAACAAUGGCUGCUUGCCAUUUUACUUUAUUGAUUGUUAGAAUUUGCAGGGCUUAUACUUUA